Cydia amplana is the source of this 849-nucleotide messenger RNA. RefSeq names its product FAD synthase-like. The coding region runs from base 133 to 849 and encodes 238 amino acids. The transcript is spliced from 6 exons. Gene Ontology annotation, biological process: FAD biosynthetic process. NCBI's taxonomy places the organism in Eukaryota, Metazoa, Arthropoda, Insecta, Lepidoptera, Tortricidae. The record is from RefSeq and is a predicted model, not a curated record. Gene Ontology annotation, molecular function: FMN adenylyltransferase activity.
CAAAUUCCACGGUGGAUUUAUCAGCAAUCAUUUUUAUAACAGAAAAGUGUUAAAAAAACCUAUAAUACCUGCCACUGCCUGAAGUUUGGAACAAAUGCACUCUGACCUCCAACAUAUAGUGUAGUGUGCGAGAUGCCGCAGAAGGGUAAGGACGUGUGUGUGGAGCUCCCGGACUUUGCAGAUGUCUUGGAGGAAUCUGAACAGGUACUACGAAAAUGCUUCAAGCAAUACAAAACCGACGAAGUGUUCCUGUCCUUCAACGGCGGUAAGGACUGCACCGUGCUCCUGGACAUAGCCCUCAAUGUGCUGACCGACAUAUACAAAGACAAAUCUGUGAUAAAGAAUCUUAAGGUGCUGUACAUAAGGACUAACAGUCCAUUUAGAGAACUAGAAGCUUUCGUGAAGCAAGUGGAAGUCCACUACGGGAUCACACUGGAGGUAGCCGAAGGCGAGUUAAAAAGCACCUUGCAAAGGAUUGUGGACGAAGACAGUAGGCUAACAGCCUGUCUCAUGGGCACGAGGCGGACCGACCCGUAUAGUCAAGAUUUGCAAUUUAUGCAGAAAACUGAUGCCACCUGGCCCCAAAUAAUGCGCGUGUCUCCGCUGCUGAAUUGGUCGUACCACCAGAUAUGGAGCUAUAUCCUGGCGCGGCAGGUGCCGUACUGCAGCCUCUACGAUCAGGGAUACACAUCAAUAGGCAGCACAUUGAACACGUGGCCGAACCCGGCGCUAGCGCUCGACUCGGGCUACCGGCCCGCCUGGCAGCUCGCCGAUGGAACCCGAGAGCGCGCCGGUCGGGUCCCACCCGAGACGAUUAACGGAGUCAAUGGGAAACACGAGAAGCUAUAA